UUCUCCGAAUAACCCAGUUCUUCUUAACACAAGGAAAAAUGGCAUUCCUCCAUAAGUCACUACUAUAUUUCUGCCUACUCCACUUCAUAGCUCUCCCCACUCAGGCGCUCAAACCGCCAUUCAGACCCAAAGCACUAGUCCUCCCAAUAACCAAAGACUCUUCAACUCUCCAAUACACAACCCAAAUCAACCAACGAACCCCACUCGUCCAACUAAAACUAACCGUCGACCUCGGCGGCCGCCACCUUUGGGUCGAUUGCCAAACCCCUCGCUACAUCUCCUCGUCGUUCAAACCGGCUCGAUGCAACUCGGCUCAGUGCAGGCUCGCCGAUUCAGCCGGGUGGAGUUGCGAACCCGAGUGCCAUCCCAACACUCCCACCCGACCCGGAUGCAACAAGAACACUUGCCGCGUUUACCCUGAAAACACUGUCAGCUUCAUCCCCGAUUGGGGCCAGGUCGGCCAGGAUGUCGUCUCGCUCCGGUCGACAGACGGUUCAACCGUUGGCCAAACCGUUGCUUACCCUGAUUUUAUCUUCGCUUGUGCACCAACUCUGCUGCUGAAUGGCUUGGCAAAGGGCGUGAAAGGAAUGGUUGGACUUGGAAGGAACAGAGUUUCGCUUCCUUCCCAAUUCUCCAACGUGGCCAAAAGAUUUGCCCUUUGCUUAAGCUCCUCACCCAACAAUAAUGGCGUCCUGAUCUUUGGAGAUGUGAGUUAUAAAAUUUUCCCAAACGUUUACUCCUCGGAUUCCCUCGCUUUCACUCCAUUGAUUCUCAACCCUGUGAGCACGUCGAGCAUACAUAGGGACAGCGAGCCAUCGGCCGAGUACUUCAUCGGUGUCAAAUCGAUCAAGAUCGAUGACAAAGCAAUUCCACUGAACAAAACUCUGUUAUCAAUCAACAAACAAGGCUAUGGAGGGACCAAAAUUAGCACAACUUACUACCCAUACACAGCUCUGCACACUUCAAUAUACAAUUCCUUGAUCAAGGAGUUCACGAAACGGAUGCAAUCACAGGGCGCGAAAAGGGUGGAGGCCGUGGCACCGUUUGAGGCAUGCUUCAAUUCGACCGGCAUUUUCGGCACCCGGGUCGGACCAAGUGUGCCUGUGAUCAGCCUUGCUUUGAAGGACAGUAAGGUUGAUUGGGACAUGUAUGGAUCGAACUCCAUGGUUGAGGUGAAGAAGGGUGUGUUCUGCCUUGGGUUUGUGGAUGGAGGGUGGAAUCCAGUGACUUCUAUUGUCCUUGGAGGGUACCAGUUGGAGAAUGUUCUGUUGCAGUUUGAUGUUGCUGGGAAGAGGUUCGGGUUCAGUCCUACACUUUUGGGUCAGCGCACUGGUUGUGCCCACUUCAACUUUACCACCAAUGCUUAGUAACUAAAGCUUUUCAUGUGUUCUCGUCGCGCCAUGGUUUGAUAGUUUGAUGAUAACAUCCACCUUAUCUGAAGCUCAAUCGAUAAAGUGUAAUAAAAAAAAUAGAUUUUCAUAUUUCAAUGGGCAUGGUGAAUCUUUUUCUAUCAAUUUAGAGGAUUGUAUAAUGUUUUCUGAAGUUUUGCAGGCAGAGAUGCUGGUUUGGAGCAGGGGAUGUCAUUCCCGGAAAUCUCCUGUUUUGGGCCUUGAUUCUUUGGUAAUUCCUACAAUAUCUUGAAGUUAUUGUAACUUCAUGUUUUUGACCUGCUAUUACAGGUUUCACAAGUAGCAUUACGUAAAAUACAAUAGGCAUUACGUA
This is a messenger RNA of Linum trigynum, 1722 nucleotides long. NCBI's taxonomy places the organism in Eukaryota, Viridiplantae, Streptophyta, Magnoliopsida, Malpighiales, Linaceae. The record is from the annotation of a GenBank genome assembly.